Messenger RNA from Heterobasidion irregulare TC 32-1, 15375 nucleotides. RefSeq lists its product as uncharacterized. Bases 1 to 15375 code for a protein of 5124 amino acids. Gene Ontology annotation, molecular function: ATP hydrolysis activity; ATP binding. NCBI's taxonomy places the organism in Eukaryota, Fungi, Basidiomycota, Agaricomycetes, Russulales, Bondarzewiaceae. Gene Ontology annotation, biological process: rRNA processing; ribosomal large subunit assembly. Gene Ontology annotation, cellular component: nucleus; preribosome, large subunit precursor. The transcript is spliced from 19 exons. The record is from RefSeq and is a predicted model, not a curated record.
AUGCGCAUGGAGCUUGUCUCGCACGACGGCGUCCUGAUUUGGAGAAAGCUUAACCUUGAGGGCGGCCGAAUCAUGUCAAUGGAACAGGAAAGUGCGGAUGUAUGUGAAACACGAGUGAGGCACUGUCUCUCAGUCAACGAGAUGCAGCACAACGACCACCAUAAAACAGUUGUCUCUGAUAGCUACGUUGUGUCUGCACCUGAUUUUCUCCACGACCCGUUGGCCAUCAAUCUACAAAAACAACUCUCGGCCUUGCUCUCAAGAAUCCCCCAUUCCCCCAACCUAUCUACCCUCAAAAAUUGCUCUACGCGUGGGGAUUUUCUAGAUGAGCUGUCAAACGUCUUGCUUUUGCCUUCCCAUACCGCAGCGAUUGCUGCGACGUUCAGGCCUCUACUUCUUGAUCUUUGUGCAAGGUGGCUCCAAAAUGACGACUUUCUUGAGGAGAAGUUGUCAGCGUUAUGUUUCCUUUUACAACCACACGAGGAGCUCUACCCCGUUCUGCACCAAUUUCUUUCCCACCAUAUCUCACCAGACGGGCCUCUAGCCUCCCUCUAUCUGAAUUACCAGCCCACGGACGCGCCCCGCUGCCAUCGGGCACUUCUAGCAUACUAUCGAAUCCUUCAAGCGAAUCGAGAAAUUCCAGCCCAUUUCUACUGGUCUCUUGAACCUCUUUCUAGACUCAUCUGGGCUCCUAAGGCCGAUCCAGGCGCUCGCUUCUUGGCGAUUCGAUGUUAUUCUCUUCAGAGCGGAAUGGGAGAAGCCGAGAGAGAGAGGAUGGAGCGAGAAGUAAUCGGAUCAGUUGAUGACAUCGACUGUCCCAUACAAUAUGGCGAAGACGAAAGCGGAAACGUUGUUUUGUUGGAUGGAUGGCUAAUGCCCUUCACUGAAGUCAAGAGGAUUGGUGAUGCAAGAAAUGAUAUUGCGUAUGACCCUCAAGAUUUUUACUCCGAGAAUACGGGGCCUUACAUCCAGUUGGCCGAGCUUUGCCCACGAAUCGUUAGCGUCCAUGGCGUACUCAUGCUUCGAGAGUCACCCUCUUCCUACCUCGCUUCUCCGCUUAUCUCGACGCCUACCACCGUCCGAGCGUUGCGUGACCUUGCCCUAGGCUUGUCCCUACGUCUUCCGACGUUGAUCACUUCUGCACCCUCCGCAGGCAAAUCUCUACUCUUGCACCAUCUUGCAUCCUUACUACACCCCAACACCGAAAAUCAGGUCGUUACCAUUCCACUGGCCGAUACGUCACUUGACCCGCGUUCCUUACUUGGUUCAUACAUCUCCUCCCCGACAAGGCCCGGCACAUUCGAAUGGAAGGAGGGCAUCCUGGUUCGUGCCAUGAGGGAGGGCAGAUGGGUUGUGUUCGAAGACAUUGACCGUGGGAGCAACGAGGUCUUAGGUACCAUCAAGCCUCUCAUCGAGUCCCUGAGUGUGGGGAAAUGGAUUGGAGGUCGUGCACGAUUGGACGUACCAACGAAGGGCAUGGUGAUUGCGUCGGCGAGCUUCUCCAUUUUUGCGACACGCUCCUGCAAACCUCUCAAAAACAACGUCUUUGCUAAGCCGUCUUUCUUCGGGUCGCACAAAUUCCGCGAGGUCCUGGUGCCGAAUCCGACGUCUGAUGAGCUACGAACCAUCAUUGAUUCAAAAUUCCCCAGGCUUUUGGGUUCCGCCGCGCACGGAAUCAUUCAAGUCUGGGAUGCAGUGAGGGCGCUCGGGUCGACAGCUUCUGUUCGUGACGUUGGGCUGCGUGAGCUGGAAAAAUUCUGCUCGCGCAUAGACAAUCUCCUUCCACCUUCGCACCGGCAGAUGGACAUUGACGUCGACAUGGUUAAUUCUACACAGCUACCUUCCCUGUCGAUCAUAUUCCCCAACCCCUCCCUCCGUGAAGAGAUCUAUGUCGAGGCACGCGACGUCUUUUUCGGUGCCGGCGCUCUGACAGCAGCUGCCUGCGCGCACGCUGAUGCUGUCGCGGCCGUCAUCGCCGACCACCUUAGUCUGUCGCCUGAACAGCGUGAGUGGGUCCUCAAGGGUCGGGUUCCCGAAUUUGAAAGCGAGACGGACGUCAACGGGCGGACGGUGGCGCUGCGGAUAGGGCGGAUCCGUCUACCUGCAAGGGCGGGCAAGAUAGACCUUGCACCACCAAUCACGAGGCCAUUUGCGAUGCAUCGCCCGGCCGUUUGGCUCAUGUCGCGGAUUGCGAGUGCUGUCUCCCUGAACGAGCCUAUUCUCCUCACGGGCGAGACCGGCACAGGAAAAACGAGCGCAGUGACGCACAUGGCGGGGCUAUUACGGCGGCCGCUCGUUUCCCUCAAUCUUUCCCAACAGACAGAAUCUUCUGAUUUGCUCGGAGGUUUCAAGCCCGUGGAUGCUCGCGUUCCAGGGUCGGAGUUACAGGAACAUUUCUUAGAUCUGUUCCGUGGGACUUUCAGUUCGAAGAAAAACGCCAAGUUUGAAGAGUCGGUGAGGAAGGCGGUUCAGGAGGGCAAAUGGAAGAGGGCGAUCGGGUUGUGGAGGGAGAGUGUGAGAUUAGCAAAGGAGAGGAUCCUGGUGAAGUCGAAAGAGAUGGAAGGGGAUGAUGGUAGGGAGGACGAGUUGGAUUCAGACGCUCCUCGCAAGCGCCGCAAGAUGGAUCAAGCCAGACUGGACGCUUCACAGGCAGAUUGGGUCGCGUUCGAGCAGAAGAUUACGGAGUUCGAGAUCCAGCAUGUGCAGGGCAAGGGUAAAUUUGCGUUCAGCUUCGUAGAAGGGCCCUUGGUGAAGGCACUGCGCUCAGGCAAUUGGGUCCUCUUGGACGAGAUCAAUCUCGCAAGCCCUGAAACCCUGGAGGCGGUGUCAGGCCUCCUUCAUGGGCCGACAGCGUCCAUCAGUCUGACGGAACAAGGCUCUUUGGAACCAGUCCCUCGUCACCCCGACUUCCGACUCUUUGCCUGUAUGAACCCUGCGACUGAUGUGGGAAAGAAAGACCUUCCGCCAAAUAUUCGUUCACGCUUCACCGAAAUCGAUGUACCACCUCCUGAUGCAGAUCGAGAAACCCUUUUGAGCAUCGUGACUCAAUACAUAGGUGCUUCUGCAGUCGGCGAUAAAGGUGCAAUCAUGGACGUCGCAGAAUUUUACAUGUCUGUCAAAGUCCUGGUGGAAGGAAGACAAAUAGCGGACGGCUCCAAUCAUCGCCCCCAUUUCAGCAUGCGGACUCUCACUCGGGCGUUAACGUUUGCAUCUGACAUCGCGGCUACAUACAGCCUUCGAAGGGCGCUCUGGGAGGGGUGUCUGAUGGCGUUCACGAUGGCCCUAGACGCGUCGAGUGCUGAUUUAGUGACUGCUUUAGCACAGAAGCAUAUUCUGGCCGGCGUUCGCAAUCCACGCUCCCUCCUGGCAAGACAGCCCGCAGCGCCUGUCGGCCGUUCUCCUGAAGACUUUGUGAAGUUUGGUCCUUUCUUCCUGGAAAAGGGAUCGCUUCCCGAAGACCCUAUGGAUGAUUAUAUCAUGACCCCAUCUGUUGAGAAAAAGCUUGUCGACCUUGCCAGGAUCAUCAUCACCAGGCGCUUUCCGGUUCUGAUUGAGGGCCCAACUUCCAGUGGGAAAACGAGCUCGAUAGAAUACUUAGCGAAGCGGACUGGCCAUCGCUUUGUUCGUAUCAACAAUCACGAACAUACCGACAUUCAAGAAUACUUGGGGACGUAUAUCUCUGACCCCGUCACUGGCAAGCUGGUCUUCAGAGACGGUCUUCUUGUUCAAGCUCUCCGUCAGGGAGAUUGGAUUGUCCUGGACGAGCUGAAUCUUGCGCCCACCGAUGUACUCGAAGCGCUUAAUCGUCUUCUAGAUGAUAAUCGGGAGUUGGUCAUUCCAGAGACGCAAGAGGUCGUCCGACCACACCCGCACUUCAUGCUUUUUGCAACACAAAACCCACCAGGUCUAUAUGCUGGACGAAAAGUAUUGUCGCGGGCUUUCCGCAAUCGCUUCUUGGAAGUUCAUUUCGAAGACGUUCCGGAGAGCGAGCUGAAGGAGAUUUUGUGCCAGCGUUGUCGUAUCGCCCCGUCUUAUGGCGAACGCAUUGUCAGCGUCUUCCGGGAGCUGCAAAAACGUCGACAAUCGAGCCGUGUGUUCGAAAGCAAGCACGGAUUCGCUACGCUGCGCGACCUCUUUCGAUGGGCUGGUCGGGAUGCUAUUGGUUAUCAGGAAUUAGCGGAGAACGGCUACAUGCUCCUCGCUGAGCGUGCCCGUCGGUCGGAUGACAAGAUCGUAGUCAAGGAGGUCAUCGAAACUAUCAUGAAGGUCCGCAUCAACGACGACAUUUUAUACGAUCUUCAUCGCAGCGGAAGCGAUGUCACGGCUGCCCUUGGAUUCCCUCUUCCAUCAUCAUCUGCCCUUGUCUGGACAAAAGCUAUGCAGCGUCUGCUUGUUCUUGUGGGUCGUGCUCUCCGCUUCAACGAGCCUGUUUUACUUGUGGGGGAGACAGGUUCAGGGAAAACAUCUAUAUGUCAAGUGUAUGCCGAUGCUGUCCACAAGCAUCUCUAUGCUGUCAAUUGUCACCAAAAUACGGAGACCGCCGAUCUUAUUGGAGGCCUACGGCCUGUACGAAACAGGGCUUCACUAGAAGCUGAAGCAGUUCAAGAAGCGGCAUCGCUACUGACGCAGAGAGGUCUCCCCAACGUGCCUCCAGACCCUCAAUCGCUGCUUUCGUCGCUGGAUAAGAUGUCCAAGUCAUCGACGUCACCUGACCUUCAAGUGGAGAACGCGCGGUCUAAAUUGCAGCGUCUAUCGGCGAUAUUUGAAUGGUCUGACGGUCCCUUAGUAGAAGCCAUGCGACAUGGCGAUGUUUUGCUCUUAGACGAGAUCUCCCUGGCCGACGACUCCGUCUUAGAGCGGCUCAACAGCGUCUUGGAACCGGGACGCACUGUCGUUCUUGCUGAACGGAGUGGAGGCGAUGCUGACCAAUCCGUCAUCAAAGCCGAACAAGGUUUCAAACUGGUCGCCACAAUGAAUCCUGGUGGUGACUACGGCAAGAAAGAGCUUUCUCCAGCGUUGCGCAAUCGAUUCACUGAGAUCUGGGUUCCUCCCAUUGACAAUCGUGAGGACCUGUUCCAAAUCUUGGACAGUUCUUGGAAGCACGAAGACCUCAAGGCGUACACGAAUCGUAUCUUGGAUUUCUGCUCUUGGCUGUGCGAGCGUGUGUCGGAACAUUCCCUGCUGGGUUUGCGAGAUAUAUUGGCAUGGGUCAGCUUCUCAAAUUCAGUGUUGACUGGAGAGGACGGAUUAAUGUCACUCGAUGAGAUAUUUCAUCAUGCGGCGCACAUGACGAUUCUUGAUGGACUCAGUUCACUGCCCCAAUUGGCAGCUUAUUCGACAGAUGCUUUGUCGACGAUCAAGACCGAUGCGCUUUCCAAACUGCAAGAUCUUGCUCCGCUUGCCAAGGACCCCAGUUCUCAUUAUGUUCCUUCGGAAGACUUGUCUCGUUUUGUUCGCUUUGGCUCAUUCUCUAUUGUUCGUGGGCCUCAGGGAAGCAUCCCUCACGCGUACAAUCUGCAAGCCCCUACGACUAGAGAUAACGCCAUGCGGGUGUUCAGAGCAUCCCAAGUUCUCAAACCGAUUCUCCUUGAAGGUAGUCCCGGUGUUGGCAAGACCAGUCUGAUCACGGCUCUUGCCAAUCUAUGCGGCUUUCACCUUUGUCGUAUCAAUUUGUCAGAUCAGACUGAUCUCGCUGACUUGUUUGGUUCUGACCUUCCAGUGGAAGGUGGAAGGCCUGGGGAGUUCGCUUGGAAAGAUGCUGAGUUCUUGAGAGCAUUACAGGAAGGGCAUUGGGUGCUAUUGGACGAAAUGAAUCUUGCGCCCCAGGCCGUGUUGGAGGGUUUGAAUGCAGUAUUAGACCAUCGUGGAACCGUCUACGUUCCCGAGCUGGGCAGAUCCUUUACUCGCCAUCCUUCAUUUCGAAUAUUCGCAGCACAAAAUCCCAUCCAUCAAGGUGGAGGUCGAAAAGGCCUUCCGAAGUCUUUCAUCAAUCGCUUCACAAAGGUUUACAUCGAACCUCUUACGCCCACUGAUCUUCUCGAGAUCUGCCGACAUAUGUUCCCUGACUAUCCUUCGGACUGGCUUGCGUCCAUGAUCGCCUUUAACUCUCGCUUGGAAGAAGAGGUCAGCAACAAGAAAUCGUUCGCUCGAACAGGAAGUCCUUGGGAGUUCAACCUGCGAGAUGUCACACGUUGGGGAGCGCUGCUUGGCUCUUCCGUGCGCCCAUUGCACCCUGUCGAGCACUUGCGCAACAUUUACCUCGUUCGCUUCCGAACCGUUGAAGAUAGGCGUGCUGCUCGACGCAUCUUCGACCAACAUUUCAAGAUAUCUAGCGAUCACCUGGAAGAAUCUCCUCAACCUCUAAUAUCCCCAUCAUCUCUCCAAAUUGGCCACUAUGUCACUUCGCGCAGCAACUAUGCUCCUGCAGCACGCUCUGGAUGUCUGUUGCAGAGUCAGCUGAUCCUCGCGGAAGCCAUCGGCGUGUCUCUGCGUCAGAGCUGGCUGGUUAUUCUGACGGGCCCUGCUGAUAGCGGUAAGACAACACUGGUGAAAACCAUCGCCGACUUGACAGGCAAUCCUCUCCACGAGCUAUCCGUGAAUAGCGCGACCGAUAUCACUGACAUUCUUGGCAGCUUCGAGCAAUUGGAUAGUGUUGGCCAUACAACCCACGUGGUGCGACGAAUCAUAACCUUGAUCGAACAUAUCUCACGGUCUAUGGAAGGUUCCAAGGUGCUUCAGCCGCGACAGUACUCCUACUUGAAACGGGCUAUAACUACCGGCAGUCCUCGUGGUUCUUCUGUAGAUGUCCUUCAAAUGGCGGUGAGCAUUUUGAAUGAGCUAGGGGACUUGGACGACGUCUGGGCGCUCGAACGGGCCAACCUCUUAGCUUUGAUCAAGGACCAAAUAUCCCCGUCGGAUGCUACAGGGAGGUUUGAGUGGGUCGAUGGUCCCUUGGUUCGUGCCAUGGAACAGGGACAUUGGGUUCUGUUAGAUAAUGCUAACCUUUGCAGUCCCUCCGUCCUGGACAGACUGAACUCCCUGUGCGAACCUUCCGGCGUGCUAACCCUCAGCGAACGUGGUUAUGUGAAUGGAAGAGUUCGGACGAUUCGUCCCCAUCCUAACUUUCGACUAUUUAUGUCUGUCAACCCACAGCAUGGCGAACUGUCUCGUGCCAUGCGUAAUCGAGGCAUUGAAGUCGCACUUCCCCCCAACCAGCGCUUGGAGGACUCUAGGCGACUACAGGACUACCUCCGCUUACCAUCGACCUCCGGUAGCAACCUUUUGUCCAGCCAAUCUUGCUUAGAAUUUGAGUCACUCCGUCGGGCAUUGUCUAGCUUGGCAACAUCCUCCCGAGAUACAUACAGUCCAUCCGGGCAGCGCUUAAUCGAAGAUUCUGCAUCUUCGUUUGUUUUGCAUGGAUCGGCUCUACUACUUCCAUCUCCUGCAGCGCAUGCUGAAGCUAAAUCCUAUGGUUUUCUUUCCUUUGCUGUCGCUUCGUCUUCUCCGGCGUACGUGCCCUAUAUAUCCCGACUAGCGAUGGCAUACGACCCACCGGUGCGACCGGAGCAUCUAUCUGACAUACACACAGUGUUCUAUGCCAUGAGAAAAAGCCCACUAUGGGGUACGCUGGAGGAGAUUAGACGGCAAAAGGAACAUAUCUGGCCAGUAUCUCUCGAUCUUCUCUCUGUUCAGUCGUUCGAUUUUUCGUUGAGGUCUAUCACAAUGCGACACUCGCACAUUAAGUUCGAUCAACCCUCGCUAGAACAGUCUAUUGUGCAUCUCCUGGAAAUCUUAAUAAGGCUAUAUAUCAACAAUCAAUACAUGUCGUCGCAAUCGUUGUCUGGUAGUCUUGUCAAAAAACUUUCAGAUCCUGAAGAAAGCCAGCAGGCUAUGCAAAAGGUUGAGGAGAUCGGACAUGUCGUAGAUCAACUUGCGCUCGGACUAUUGACUAAUCUCACAGUCAACCUUCCCGUGGACACAUUUAACGAGAUUGACGUGGUUCUCAAGCUUCAAAAGUUGUCGCUUUUCAUGAUGCAAAAUACUCGCAGCGGCUUCAAUUUUUCUGCAAUUCAAACUGUAGUGACAUGGAUUGACGGAACUAUAUGCCAUACCCCUUCAAAAUUUGCAACGCUUUCGGCACUAGUCGCCGCUCUUCAGCGUAUUGUCACUCCGUCGUCCGGGCUAGGGUUGCAGAACAUAUGGUCUAUGUCGAUCCUUACACAGCCUGUGGCUGCGUCAACAGAACUAGCUAGAUUAGAGGUGCUUGCAAGCAAUCAAGAUGAAGAGAAGGGUAUUCGUGCCCUUCGCACUCGAGUGUUAGAACUGAUGGCAGUAAAAACGCUGCCUUCCUCCAACAAAGGCACAGCAGGAGUAGACGUAGAUUCUACGUUCCAGGAAAUCCAAGUUAAGUUACUAGGACGGGACGACCAACACGACUUUCCAUCUCAUCCGCUCAAAGACGAUCCUGUGUUGCUGAGCAAGGAACUCAGGGUCAUAGCUUCCAUACGUUCUCGCGGAAACAAUAUUUCGAAGGGUGUCAAAACAAUUCUUGAUCUUGCAUGCAGGAGUCCCAGGGGACCUCUCCGUCGCUUCAUCCCUUACCGCCAUGCAGCUUGGGCGCUUGAAGAGAACCAAUUCACAGGGCUCAUGUUUUCUUCCUUACAUAAGAGUUGGAUGCAAGCGCUUUGGAAUCUAGCCGGUAACGAUGAGAUAUUGGGGCCUUCCGCCCUUCUUCAACCAAAAGAGCUUCAAGCGACAAUAAUGAAAUGCGACUGGACCAAGAUGACUCUUCAAUCAUUGAAGAGUUAUGAACCAGCACUUGAAAGGCACUUGAGUCUGGUAGUUGUUGAUUUGGGCUUGCAUAGCUCACGCUUACAGGAGCUAUCAGUCGUGUAUCAGCAAGCAUUGUGGACACUCUCAUCCUGCUUCUCAGAUUCCUUCGAUGCGGAAACACGAGCCGCGCUUGAGACUGCUUGUGAUAGCUCUUCAUGGGUCCUCGCCUCCUCGCCACAACGGUUCUUGGACAUCCUGCGACGAUCUAAUCUUUCAUAUCUCAGCACGGCUGUUCGGCGUUCUUUGGAUCCCGUAGAGUCCUCCUCAUGUGAUGCUCAUUCGGGAGCAUCCAAUGUUGGGUUAUUGGGUCGACGCUUCAUUGCACUCUUCCGCUUACUUGUUGAUCUUUACGUCCCAAACACCCCCAUGGAUCCAUCGGCCAAUCAGUAUUGUACCUUCGACUUUUGGAGUCAAGAGUAUGCGAGGUAUUCGACGGAGCUACAGCUACAGACUGAGUUGGAGGUCAAAACAACAGGCAAUCGCUCGAAUGGAGUUACCACGUAUCUAGAACAUCAGAUCGCAAUCGUUAAGCAGCAUCUCGAGAGCUCGUCGGCUUCCAGUCAAGGGCCAAGGCAUAAUAUGACGCAUCUGGCAGAUUUCUGGUUUGAAGUCUCUCAAUUCAUAACACAGGUUGUCUCGAUCUCCAAACUGGAUUCUCUCUUCGGACUUAUUCAUUCGGACCAUUCAACCGCGGUGACACGCGAGCAUGUUCUACAGCAGUCUAUCGCCGGAUUCUGCCAGAGGCUCAACACUGCAUACGUCACUCUUGACGAUAUCAGUGCUCCUUUGCAGCUGUCAUUUCUGUAUUUAAGACUCGGUCUACGGCUCGCAAUAUACGACUCGUCGCGCGUUUCCGAUGGUCUAGGGAGCAUCUCACGUGCACUGGUUCUUUCCCCAUCAGUCAGAAGCGCCUCUAUGCUCUGUGAACAGCACCUUGCGGACACACACGUGCCUGGAUCCGAUGGUGUCAGCUAUCUUCUUCUCAAGAUAGCUGCAACUGCUUUGGAAGCCAGUAUCGGCGUUGAUCCUGCCACGCAUAUACAGUCAGUCAAUUUGAUAUACGAGCAGGUAGUCAGGCUGUGGCAGAUCGAUCGUACGCGAGAAGAAGAAGCGGAGAAGGCAUCUCAGUCUUUGUACCGUUCUAGUCGAACUGAGCAUGACGCUGUCCAGGACUCGGAAGUCGAGGAGAAAGAGUUUUUGGCCCUAUUCCCAGAUUUUGAUAUUCCUUUGGAUUUGGAGCCCGCCGCCGUUCACAUUGACCACCCUCCGACGCUCGUUGAACACUCACACAUCCAACAAAUCUACGAGUUGCACAUCCAUCUCAUGGCCUCGAUUGGACUUACUCCCGUUGAUAGUCCCGCACUCGCUAAGCUAUUUCUUCAACAUCGACAGGCUCUCCUGCAGCGCGUUGUAGCAGACAAUGCCAACACUCUCCCAGAAAGCCUCGAUGAUGCCAGUUUUUCUUAUCAGCUCACACUUCUACAUGGUCGCUUAGGCGAACUUCAGCAUCAAUCGAAGGCGGACACGCGACCAUACAAUUUUUACCUCGACGCCAAUGUUCCCGAGAUUCGCAAAGCUACAGCGGUAGUAGAGGCUCUCGAUCGACGUCUCGAACAGCUCAUUCAUUCGUGGCCUGACCAAAUGGUUCUGCAUCACCUCAAAGAACGCUGCGACCAGACCCUCUGUCUGAAUCUUCACAGCCCAGUUGCCAAAGUCUUGUCCAGUCUCGAACAGCUUCUUCUUCAAACAGAGGACUGGGAACUGUACGCCAACCGGGAGAACAAUUUGAAGGAUCACAGAGGCGCUCUUACAAAUCUGAUUGUCGAAUGGCGGCAGAUGGAGUUAGCUUGCUGGCGAGGAUUAUUAGAAACGCAGGCCAUACAAUUCGAAACUGGAGUCUCUGAUUGGUGGAUCCGCCUUUACAACUCGCUUGUUUUCGGACUGCUGGAUGCCGUCGUGAGAGAUGGUGUAGAUGCGUAUCUCGAUGAACUUGUUCCACUCAUUGACAGCUUCAUCAAAGCCAGUCCUUUGGGACAGUUCCAGCGGCGCUUGGAGCUGUUGCAAAGCUUCGAAGCAUUUCUCCGACGACUGGUCUCUUUGAAGACUACCGAGCAGGCGGGCGCUCUUCACCGAGUGCUGCGGAUUCUUCAUAUAACGCGAACCUAUUAUUCGCAAUAUCUUCCUCGUGUCAUGGGGUCCUUAUCUUCGCAAAGGAAAGUCCUGGAGAAAGAAGUGGUGGAUUUCAUCAAGCUUGCCAGUUGGAGAGACGUGAACGUUCAAGCGCUGAAACAAAGCGCACAACGGACUCACCGCCAGCUGUACAAGAAUAUUCGAAAAUUCCGCGAUAUCAUGCGUCAGCCAGUCGGCGAACUCCUCAAAUCAGAGCAGGCAGGCGAUUCGGAGCAAACACCAAUCUUUGCUCAACAGCUCACACAGGACAGCAAUAUGAAUACUCCCACCUUUUCGCCUCGUUUAUCGAUUGGAACCUUACCUGCUCAUCUUCAGGAGCUGUCCCGGACGUUCCAAAGAUUCCAAGCACUGUUGGUAACACGUAUUGAGCCUUUCAUCCGAUCCCGGUCAUCUGACCACGUUGAAGCUUUCGCUGGUGAAGUCAUCGCAACAGCAAAGAGCCUGUCAGCGUUGUCGGUUCCCGCGGACAUUCCGAAAGAACGCAGGGAGAAACAACUGAAGGGAAUCCUAGUACGUAAGAGGAAGGCGUGGAGCGACCUACUCAAAGAGCUCAAGAGGAUCGGUUUCGCUACCAACGUUAAGCCAGAAGUCCUGGAGUGCCAACAAAGUGAACGCUGGAUACGAGAACAGCCUAUCAUGCCAGGAUUAAAAUGUGGUUUCUCUGAUGUCACCAAGGUUGAUCACUACUUUCAACGCCUUCGCGGCUUGUUACCAGAGCUGCGAGCCGCAAUUUCCGGGCAUCAUUCGGAUCUGCAAACACGGGAGCUUCGGAGAGGCACUAUGCUGCUGGAAUCUGGCUUUUCUAUGGCGCUGGGCGCUCGUACACAUUUGGUUACAGUUCUCGAAGACUACGAGUCCGUCAAAAACGUUACUCGCAGACUUCGCGAGUUUGUGGAGUCAGAAAAGGUAGUCUGUUCAGGGUCUACAGCUUUGACAGACGUCGUUCGUGUGAAGGAUAUCACGUGCAGAUUUAUCCAUGCACUCUCCGAGAUGGUUUCUCAUCUAGAGAUGUUUGAGGGUACAAUCACUGGCCAGCAGGUUUCCCAUGAGAUUGUUGCUGAAGCACAAUCGUUGAUGGCAUUGUCCAAGAGUCACCGUGAUAGUCUCAUUGUCAUUGUGGACGCAAUGAAUUCAACAGGCACACCAAUCCUUCUCCAAGCCGAAUAUUCGAUUGUAAAAGACAGUGUGGCUCAUCUCUCGCAGUCAAUCAACGUUCUCGCGUCGUGGGAGAAUAGCCAUUCCCACCUUCAACGCCUGAUUUCUCCAGUUCGCACUUGGAUCGAGUUGGAAAUCGUGGCUAUGCCAUCAGCAAGCCCGACUCCAGUAACUCAAGAACUAGAUUUCGAUGAUAUCAUCGACGCGCUAUUGGUGACCGUCCAAUCAGUUCUGUCGAAGCUCCCAGAGCAACAUGAGGAUGAUGGAGGCGAGGACGACGACUUCUACAUCAAGAACACGUCGCGUGCCCUGGUAGACUUGAGCAAAAUGCUGCAUCUAUCACCCCUUCUGCAGAAGUUAGAGGCUGUUGUUGGUCGUCUGCACGUCGGAACUUACGAGACUGCACAAGCUGGGAUUCUUCGAUUCAUGCCUUUUCUAGACCGCUACAUCGACCUUCUACAGCGGCACUUGACCACUCUUGUUUCAUGGACUGGUAGCGUUUUCAAGCUCCAGUAUGUUGUCUGCACCAUCGUCAAUACCCUUGCCACCCAAGGCUUCUGCCAACCACCUGACGCCGAAACAUCCGGAGAGGGCAACGAAGGAGCCGAGACAUCGAACGGUAUGGGAUUGGGCGAAGGAACAGGGAACGAGAACGCGAGCAAAGAGAUUGAGGAUGAGAGCCAAGUAGAAGGUUUGAAAGGAGAGGAUGGACAAGCCGAUAAGGAAAGACAGGACAGAGACCAAGAAGGAGAUGCUAUCGAGAUGGAGGACGAUUUCGGAGGAGAUAUGGAAGACGUGCCUGACAGUGAGUCACAGGAUGGAGAAAACGAGGGUGAGGACGACGACGACGACGACGAGGGACCAGACGAUCAGAUUGGAGACGUGGAUAAGUCGGAUCCCGAAGCCGUGGACGAAAAGCUCUGGGGGGAUGAGAAAGGGCCAGAGGGAGGAUCGGAAGGAAAGACAGAAGAAGAUAAAUCAAAUGAAAAAGGAGGAGAGUCAGAUGUUGUCGCAAAGGAGGGAAAGGGGCCAGAGUCGCAGAAAGAUAGGGAAGAAGUGGAAAAGGACGAGAAGGAUGGCACCGUUGAUGAAGAGACACCGCAAGACGAUCUUGGGAAUGAUGAUGGGGAGACUGCACCUGAUGGAGCCGGAGCACCCAUUGACGACUAUGUUCAGAAUGCCGACACUCUCGACCUACCGGACGACCUGGACCUGGGCAACGAUGAGGAUAUGCAAGAGGGCACACAACCAGAGGACGACGACGAGCAGCUCGAAGAUCAGCCACAAGACGAACGCCAGGAGCAGAUGUCGGAUUUCGAGGGCGAUGAAGAUACAGGUCAUGAUCAAGGCACUUCCCUGGAUGCAACAGAUGAGAGGAUAGAAGAAGACACGCAAAAGCAAGAGAUUCGAGAGGAGGAGGAUACGUCCUCUGAGGUUUCUUGGGAGAAAGCUAUGGCUCAACCUGAUCUUCAGCCAGGGGAAGGGUCUGCUGAUUCAUUGCAAGAAGAAUCAUACAAUUCGAAUGUACGAGAGAGUGCAGCCUCGCAGUCGGGAGGUGCUCAAGAUUCUGCUGGCCAAGGCGCCGGUUCAGGUGAAGAGGCGAAUUAUGAAGAAGGAAAUAUGGAAGAACCGCAAUCUAAAGUCCCCGAUAUCGCGGAAAACCCUUCAUCCGGAUCUGCCACACUUGGUCAACAACAAGGUAGCGCAGCGUCUCAAGAACCAACUCAAUCGGAAUUGUCCAAUAACCCUCUUCGAAGCCUUGGCGAUACAUUAAGAGAAAUCCGUCAGCGCUUUGACGACAUACUAGAGAGUGGAGACGCUCAGGAUCAGAGUACUCACCCUGCAGACACUUCUGAGCCUUCACAGCUUGAGUAUCUUCGCCCUGAUGAUGUCGACCACGAAAUGCAGGCUCUUGGUCCGGUCGAGGCAGCAGAUCAGGCUGCAAAGCUCAGCGAGCUUAAGUUGAUGGAAGACGACCAGCCCACAAACGAUUUUAAUCCCCCCAUGGACAUUGACGAUUCUUCAGCGGAGGAGCCUCCUUUCAAUCAACCGCAAACAUCACAAGUUCCUCCUCAACUUACUGCUGAAGCUCUGCAAGAAGGCGUCGAGAAUGCGCUCACUCAGCAUCAGAUCAACGCACAAAAAGCCUCAACCGCGGACUCCGUCAUCGAUGCUUUGGCUCCGGACCCUGCUGUCGACAUCGAGGAGCCAGAAGGGCAAGCAUAUGUAGAAACUGAGUUGCGCCGCUGGCAUGCAGAAGGACGGCCUGCUGAGGGCGCUGAGAACCUUUGGCGCCUCUAUGAAUCUCUGACCCAUGACUUGUCUUAUGCACUCUGCGAACAGCUCCGACUCAUCCUAGAACCCAGUCUUGCUACGAGACUCAAGGGCGACUAUCGCACUGGAAAGAGGCUCAAUAUGAAGAAGAUCAUCCCUUAUAUUGCUAGCGAGUAUACCAAAGACAAGAUAUGGAUGCGCAGGACCCGUCCCAGCCAGCGCGAGUACCAGGUGCUCAUAGCUCUUGACGACUCUAGAUCCAUGGCCGAGUCGCAUUCAGUCCACCUUGCCUAUGAGACGCUGGCCCUCGUAUCAAAAGCGCUCAGUCGGCUGGAAGUAGGAGAUAUAGGGAUAGCGAAAUUUGGAGAGGCCAUUGAUGUGCUUCAUGGGUUCGACGAAGGGCUGUUUACAGACCAAGCAGGGAUGCAGGUGAUGGGUGCAUUCGGAUUUCGUCAGAAUGCGACAAAUGUGCUUUCUCUCGUAGAGUCCAGUCUCAAGAUACUUGAAGAAGCCAGGGAGCGACGAUCCACGGGUUCGUCAUCCGCAGCGGAUCUCUGGCAGUUGGAGAUCAUCAUCUCGGAUGGCAUUUGUCAAGACCAUGAAAAACUUCGAACAGUACUCCGCAAAGCAGAGGAGAAGCGAAUCAUGAUCGUCUUCAUCGUUAUUGACUCCCUUCAUUCUAAUGCGACUCUUGCACUCUCGGGAUCGGGAUCCUCCGUCACUGGUGGAAGUGUUCAAAACUCUAUUCUCUCGAUGAACCAAGUCGCGUACAAACAAGUUGACGGUCGGAUGGAGUUGCAAAUGCAGAGGUACCUCGACUCGUUCCCAUUUGAGUAUUAUGUGGUACUGCGGAAUGUUGAGGCGUUGCCAGAGGUGUUAUCGGGCACCUUGAGGCAGUUUUUCGAACGGAUUUCCGAGGAGUAA